This is a messenger RNA of Mus caroli (Ryukyu mouse), 3849 nucleotides long. It is a transcript of the gene Triqk, whose product is annotated as triple QxxK/R motif containing. The record is from RefSeq and is a predicted model, not a curated record. NCBI's taxonomy places the organism in Eukaryota, Metazoa, Chordata, Mammalia, Rodentia, Muridae. Gene Ontology annotation, cellular component: endoplasmic reticulum membrane.
UGGAGUAGGGGUGUGCGGCUCCACGUCCCGCCCCUGCCUCUGAGUGACAGCAGCGUGGACAGCUGCCCACCCGGCCGGACCCGCAGUUGGGCCGCCCUCGCUGGGCAAUGCUGAGUAAGAAAAAUCAACCAAGAGUGUAAUUUUUGGCAAGGAGUUGAAUUUGCCAGGAAUGCUGCAGAGCUUCUGAGACUUGCUUCGGGAAACAUCUCUUGUUUUGGCCGCUUUCCAGAGUUUCGACUUGGCAGCCUCAAGGACACAGCGUAAGGUAUUUUGGAGAUCAAAGAUGGGUAGAAAAGACUCUUCCAGUACAAAACUUCCUGUUGAUCAGUACAGAAAGCAAAUAGGUAAACAGGAUUAUAAAAAAACCAAACCUAUUUUACGAGCAACCAAAUUAAAAGCAGAAGCAAAGAAAACAGCAAUAGGCAUAAAGGAAGUUGGCCUCAUGCUUGCAGCUAUCCUGGCCCUCCUACUGGCUUUCUAUGCCUUCUUUUAUCUCCGACUGUCCACGAAUAUUGACUCUGAUCUGGACCUGGAUGAAGAUUAGCUAAACAACAAUCAAAACAGGAUAGGAAAUAAGUCUGAUAAGAGCAUCUUUGGAGACAAACACAUUGCCAAUUUCCAAAACUAGAACAGUUAGAAAAUGUGCUUCUUGCUACUGUCAGUUUGCAGAAAUAUCUUUGUGACUAGUGGCAUAGGGCAUCAAAAGAAGACCUUACCCAGCAAUCUAGGACCAUGUAUACUACUUGAUACUUUAUAAAUCUCUCUGCCCUGGCACAUAUCCUAUUCAUGGUACAGUUAAAUAAGAUGGUAAUGUAUUUUUUUCCAGAUCUUGUUCCAGUGUACAUGUAUGACUCCAUCGGUUACAAAUCACUAAAUCUAUUAUAUCCUACGUAUAUUGUAAGAAAAUACAUAUUGCCAUUUGCAGAAGCAUACUCAAAAUCAUAUUGAGAAUCCAAGAAGGAACAGAAAGCCAUAAAAAAUUGCUAUUUAAAAGGAAGUGUGCUUUCUUUCCAGACAUAUUUCAUGUCAUUAGGGAGACUAUCUGCACAUACAGCCACAGUAAUCUUUUCUUCCUUGCCAACUGUUAGUGCACAUGUGCUGCGUCAGAAAUGGCACCUGGAUGACAGAAGCUCAAAGAGUCACAUAUGUCCCUAAAGUGGAGUUCCUCGUCUCCUGGGCUGCCUGAACUGAUGUAAAUAGAAAGUUCAGCGGAUCUUGAUUUUAAUUAACUUAUUAAACCAUUAAUAUAAAGUUGGAAUUCUAUAUUAAUUAUGUUGUUCUGGCUGCCUGCAGUAUCAGUUUGCCCUCUUGUUAGGGAGCGGUGUAGCAAUCUGCCAUUUAAUUGUGCAGGGUUUUUUACACUGCAGAAUUAGCAGGAGUGUAUGUACACAGAAUUUUCUUGGUUUGUCUCUCACAUUUGAGCAUUACAAAGUUUUUUUUAAUUGCAUUUUGUCUCUUGUGAAUUAAUUAUAACUCUGUAGAGAAAAAUAAAUAAUAGAAAAAUACAUGUCACAUGUUACUUUUAUGUGUAGUAUUUGUAAAUAUUUUAUAUGUGUUUUGUGGUUUAAUGUAAAGACUAUUCAAUAUUUUUAUUAGUAAUCAGAAUUUUAACAAAAUUGUACAGUACAUGACCACACAAAGCUUAGAAAGUAUAUAUAGUAAGUAUAUAUAUAUAUAUAUAUGUAUACGUAUAUAUACUUAUUAGCUCCUCUCUGAUAUAGAGAUGCAUAGAAAAUGGCUAUUUUGAAAUAAUUACAGGCUUUUAGAGUAUACAUUGACUUUAUGAAAUAAUAAAAACAAUUCUAAUGUCAUUUCAGCACUUGCCAAGGGAUGGGGAACUCUAAUAAAUGCUGUAGGAGUAAAUCAGGCUUUAUAGCAUAGUUUCUAAAAGAACAGAUAUUCUUUGGUGCUUUUGCAAAAAACCUCAGUAUGUCAGUGUAGCAUUUGUUCUGUAGAAAUUUCUAAGUAGCAUAAUUUAUUUCAUCAGUGUGAAACAGCCAAAGGUUCCAAUAUCCUCACAUAUUAUUUAUGCCAAACAUCUGAGGGCAAAAUUUAGCCAGAGUUAUUUGCUGGAUUCUUCCUUUUGAACUCACAGACUCAAGAGAGGGAACACGAGCUCUUGCAUACUCACCACAGAGGACCCAUCCAAGUGGCAUUUUUAGGAAAGGUUGCAGCAUUUUAUGCCAUGUGGUAUGUCUGUUCGCGAAGUGGGAGGCAAGGGACUAUCCAAGCUGGCAUUUUGGAACUGAUGGGCCUUUUACUUUCCUGAGUGACAUGCCACAUGUCAAGAAAUGCUGCUUUCUUCCAGCCUCAUCACAUUUACGUGAGCAAUUUUCAUUUCGUUAUUUCCCUCCCAUAUGGUGUUAAAAACAGUCACAUCCAAUGAAGCAUAUUUCUGGUUUUCUGUUGUAACUGAAAUGAGAGGACAUGUAAUAAUUGCUUAUCAGGACCUAUCCAGGUGAGAUAGUUCUGCAGGUUUCAGUGUUCCACAUAGUCGUGUGUCUCCUGGAAAUGUUUGACAAGUGGCUGUCCUGAGAGAAGCUCCACUAUCCUGUUUUACUCAUGAGAUGUGCUCUGGGGAGAAACCGUUGUUUCUAUGACAAUAAAUAUCAGUUAAAAUCCACUGUAAUAAUAAGCAAGUUUCACUACCUGAAUUUAUCCCUGUUCUGGGUCUGUUUGUUGAAGCUGGUUGAUUUAUGACAUCCCCAGAGAACAAAUCCCAGGCUAAAAGCUUUGAUUUCAGCAAAUAGCAGGUAAAGAGCGACAAGGAUAUUUUUUACACAAUACUGUUUUCACAAAUACAAAUUUCAUGAACUCACAUUAACUGGAAGCAGCCAAUCCACUAAACAGAAAUACCAUACUGAAAGUCUAGUUCGAGGCAGAAAGAUAUUAACUUCAUGCUGUUUCAGGGGACCACAUUUUUGAUUAGUGGGUAGCAUUUGUCAUAAAUGCGAGAUUAGAGUCAAGUAUAAUGUUUAGACAUGGCUACUCCUCCCAUAAUAGUACACACUGCCCAGAAUGAUCAAGACAAAUAUAGAAAAACAUUAUAAUGAUCUUUAAAGAACGUUGAAAUCUGCUAACGUGCAUUGUGGUAUACAUUUCCAACUAAGGGCACAGAGUUGUAGAGAGUUGUGAAUGACAUGAAAAGGUUACGAUUUCACAGGCAAGUUUAGAUAAAAUCAUUUAAAUUUACUUGAGGAGAAAUAUUGUAAACAUAUAACAUCAUCUAAUAUUCUUUCUAAAAAAAAGGAAAAAGCCUAUCUUAGUGCAACUAUAAAGUAGUUGUUUUGCAGGUGCAAAAUCUAUCAAGAGUUUGUCUUUCAACUUCUCUAUAAAGACUAAUGGCACUUGUAACCCCAGUCAAUGAGAGGGAGACCCUAAGAAUAUGGUGGUUUUUAUUUUUGUCAUUUCGGUUUGUGGUCCUCUGCUCUUGAAUUGAAGUGCAUGCAAGAAUUUGGUUUAAUUCAUUUUACUUGACCCAGAGUGAUUUUUCAUUAAAUGCUAAAAAGUUUAAAUUUAAUAAAUAAAUCUAAACACAAUAUAAGUCAACCCAGAAUUUAGCACUUUUGGUUGUCUGGUGUAUUGGAAUAUACAAUAUGUAUAAACUCUAUGUAUAAUAUUUCUUGCAAAUCUAAAGAACUGAUACAAAGUCGAUAUGAAAUAGGAACUGCGGUCUCUUUUAGGAGAUCAGUGCAUAUUUAUUUAAAAACAUUCUUAGCAUUUCACUUCAACUUACCAUACAUAUUCACUUCAAAUGAAAAUAAAAUUAAACUUUUAUUACAAUGUUUACGUGAAUACUAAAGCACUCAGUUUUCUAGGCUCUAAAACUAUACAGUCAAUAAUAAUUCA